UGGAUGCGGUCCUUCACCACUGUUCACACACCUUCCAAACCAGCUACAACCCAUCAUCUUUGCAAUCAGUUCUGCAUUUUUUAUAUCAGUAUGCCAAGUCUUGUAAACUGGAAGUUUCCUGAGCUUAUUCGGCGCCUACGGCGCCGUGGCCAACCGUUUGCUGCUGGUGCUCCAGUCGAGCAACCCUCCGCAAUUGAGGUUCAGGAGAUGUCUCUUAAGCCACCAAUCGACGGUCUUUUCGAAAUCGACCCAAGCAUGAUCAUCAGGGGAAGCAAUUACCCGACCGCUUCGGGUGGUCUUGGAGAAGUUUGGAAAUGUAUUUUGAAUAGGGGCGCAAGCCAGGAAGAAGUUGCAGUCAAAUCUCUACGGUUCACAAGUUUAACUGACGCUGAAGUCGACAGGAUCAACCGUAAACUUGACCGGGAACUCAGGAUCUGGACCAUAUUAAAGCACCGGUAUGUAAUACCCCUGUAUGGCACUGUAAAAGAUUUCGGUUCAUUCCGUGCUGUCGUCACCCCCUGGAUGUCAAACGGGGCUUUGAUAUCCUACCUUGAUCAUGCUGAUCUAACGGCAAUGGAUAACCUUACCCUGCUCAAGCAAAUUGUGGAAGGUCUCAAGUAUCUUCACGACCAUGACGUGAUUCAUGGUGACUUAACUAGUAAUAAUAUCCUAGUUGCUGUCGAUGGAUCCCCGCGCAUUGCAGACUUCGGUAUCUCGAAUAUCAUGUUGGAGUCUAACCCGGCAUUCUCCUAUCAUACCGGUUCAGUUCGCUGGGCUGCUCCAGAGCUCAUACAUGGCACCGUGCCGUGCGCCGCCAAGUCGAGUGAUAUAUAUUCUCUUGGGUGUCUCAUGCUUCAGGUGUUAUACGGGAAACUACCUUACUGGUGGAUCAAAACUGCCCUGCAAGUUAUUGCAUGCAAGUUCAAAUACCAAGAGCCCAUUAACAACACCUUGCAAAUUCAAGCACAUCAUCUUGCUUACAUGCGGCGGUGUUGGUUAAUCGAUCCCGAAUCUCGCCCAUCAGUAGAGGAGACUCUAGAGUUCAUUGCUGGGAUGUUUCCACUUGUUCAUGACUGGCCUUUGUUCUACAACCUCCGAGAACUACCUAAUCAGGUUAUCACAACAUACGAGCAUCGCGGCACCGUGACAGGGGGUCUGGGCGAUAUCUGGAAAUGCAGUUGGCGCAAGAACUCGCAGGAAACUGAAGUUGCGGUCAAAUCAGUUAGGGUUCCUCUUACGGGCAAUAAAGAUGAAGUCAAACAAAUAAUCGAGAUGAUUAAUCAGGAGGCUGCUGCCUGGGCCAAGUCGUCACACCAUAACAUCCUGCCCCUGUAUGGCACAAUCCCUUACUUCAACCCUCUUCCUGCUUUUAUGUCUCCAUGGAUGGCCAACGGCUCGCUGACGGACUAUCUACAACGGGAAUUCUCCUGUUUGUCAGCAACCAGGAAAACUGACAUUUUAAACCAAGUGGUUUCUGCGCUUAAGCACUUGCACGAUUAUGGCAUCGCUCAUGGUUCUUUGACAAGUGAUAACGUGUUCCUUGACGGCUCUGGCAAGGUCUACCUUGCUCACUUUGGUCGUCUCUCCCAGAUUUUUGCACGAGGACAAACCUCUAUGUCUGGUUUAGCAAAUACAUUUGAACUGAGGUACAUUGCGCCUGAAUUCCUCACUCAUAUCGUAGAUGCAGGAGCCUUGAAAUCGAGCAAGGCUGGAGAUAUUUACUCGUUUGGCUGUCUCAUGAUCCAGGUGCUGUUAGGAAAGAUACCUUAUUCGUGGAUUCGCGAUGCCAGCAAAGUUUUUCCAGAAAGAGUCAAAGGUGUACUGCCCUUCCACAUGGAACAGGUAUGUUUAAGCCACGUGCUCAGAGCUGGAGGGUUGAAAUUACUGAUAAAUCGGAGGUCAAUGAAAUGUAUUUGACCUUUGGGCAACAAUGUCUGUCAGUUGAAAGCGAGGCCCGUCCGGCGAUCGAGGAUGUUUUUUGCUUUUUUGUAGUCCAAAGCAUUGGGUAGAUUCUCGCUCGUGCACGCCUGUCUCCGUACUUACCGACCAUAGUGCGGCUGAUUUAACAAAUUCUAUCCGUCGGAUCAAUAAAUACCCCACGAACUCUGGUGGAUAUGCGGAUGUCCACAGAUGCCAGCUUGUCUUGGACUCGACGACCGUGCUCGUACAGCAAGCUGUUUCCCAUUACCAGGUCCCUCGUGGAUGCGUUGAUGU
Messenger RNA from Suillus bovinus, 2214 nucleotides. Its product is annotated as kinase-like domain-containing protein. Bases 4 to 1917 code for a protein of 637 amino acids. Gene Ontology annotation, biological process: protein phosphorylation. NCBI's taxonomy places the organism in Eukaryota, Fungi, Basidiomycota, Agaricomycetes, Boletales, Suillaceae. The transcript has 14 exons. Gene Ontology annotation, molecular function: protein kinase activity; ATP binding. The record is from RefSeq and is a predicted model, not a curated record.